Misgurnus anguillicaudatus (oriental weatherfish) is the source of this 1000-nucleotide messenger RNA. RefSeq names its product plac8 onzin related protein 1 (gene ponzr1). Lineage: Eukaryota; Metazoa; Chordata; Actinopteri; Cypriniformes; Cobitidae. The record is from RefSeq and is a predicted model, not a curated record.
CCAUUUAGUGCAGAGAUCAGAUCAUUUGCAUUUAAGAGGAAAAACAAAAAAACUCACAUUAUUGCUUACACAUACAAAAUGACACGUUAUAACAAAUUAUCAACAAAAAGUAUUGUGAAUCGAAAAGUUUAAAUCUAAAUCGAAAGUUUACCGCUUCGUAGUAAAUGAGACAGAAAAACAAAUAGGGGAAGAUCCAUCAGGUCGUGACGAAAUCGGACUUAAGUUUCAUUUCACGAGAGCCCACCACCACAGCUACAGCCACACACCUGCACGCCUAAAAUCAUGGCAGUUCAUCAAACUACCAUUGUGACGACCCAGCAGGUCUCAUCUGGAACCUGGACCACAGGGAUCUGUGAUUGCUGUUCUGAUAUGAGCACUUGUUGCUGUGCCCUGUUUUGUUUCCCUUGCUUGCAGUGUCAGACUGCGUCCCAAUUUGGAUGCUGUUUCUGCAUGCCUUUGUUAGACAGCUUCUGCAUGGUGGUGUCUUGCUGUCUCCGUAAGAAGAUGAGAGAGCAGUAUGGCAUCAAUGGUUCGUGCUGUGAUGACGUAUGCACUAUUUGCUGCUGUUAUCCAUGUGUCUGGUGUCAGAUGUCUCGUGAAAUCAAGAUUCGUGCUCGGUCUGGCGCUGUGAUCACCCAACAAAUUGUGCACAGUUAGAAAUCAGCUAUUUCCAAGUUGCAAGAGUCUGGGUAUGAGUAAAGUCUGAUGUACCCUAGGAAGGGAUGACAUUUUUUUUAUAUUAUAACUUUUUCAUAUAUUUUUUCACAUUUUUAUUUAGCGCUGUUCGGUUAAUCCUUUUUUGCAUACUGUUGUGUAGAUUAGAUGUGACUUCAGAGUUUAUACUGUAAUGCAGUAUGUACAAGCAAUACAAAAUAAUGUUAAAUAAUUGUCUGAAACAUUGAUCGCAAAUUAUCAUUGUAUUUUCUGUUCUUUGUUGAUUCCCUUCCAAUUAUUGUUGUAUUAGUACUUCAUUAAUAAAUAAAACUGAGUUUCCUGAAAA